Messenger RNA from Ictalurus furcatus (blue catfish), 2549 nucleotides. RefSeq names its product apoptosis, caspase activation inhibitor (gene aven). Gene Ontology annotation, biological process: negative regulation of G2/M transition of mitotic cell cycle. The coding region runs from base 68 to 1096 and encodes 342 amino acids. The transcript has 6 exons. The record is from RefSeq and is a predicted model, not a curated record. NCBI's taxonomy places the organism in Eukaryota, Metazoa, Chordata, Actinopteri, Siluriformes, Ictaluridae.
AAUUGGGGAAUGUUUUUAGUGUAACAACCAGGAGUUACAUUCCAGUCGGGCUCGGCUGUAAUCAGUGAUGGAGGGUAGACCGAGCAGGGGACGCGGUGGUCAGUGGAGAAGAGGCGGCAUUGCUGGCGGUAAUGACAGCGGGGGUGUCGGGGAGCGCAGAGGUCGCGGGAGAGGCGGCCAUCACCGCGGAAGAGGGAAAAGAGACCAUUACCGCGGAAGAGGACGCGGUCUUCCCGAGGAUGGCGCUGCAGAUGUUUUUCGCCGAGGUCAAGAUGAACAUGAUGACAAAGAAAACGCUGAAGACGAGAUGCCAGCAAUCUAUUCCAGGAGAAAGCUGGAGUCCAACUGGGAUCGUUAUAAGGAAUCGGAGAAAGAGGAGGUGAAUGAUGAUGUUCCAGUGCAGAGAGGGACAGACUAUCACGUCCUCCUCACUUCUGCAGGUGACUCCUUCACUCAGUUCAGGUUUUCUGAGGAGAAAGACUGGGAGAUGGAUUCACUAGGAACUAACCAGGUGCCUGCUCUGUUUGUGGACCUGGAGGUUUUAGCUCGGUCACUUCAGGAGCUGCCCCUGCACCACAAGCUUGACCUGGAGCCCAGUCUUGUUCAGGAGUCGACUCCGGUAGAACUGCCGUCACUAGGGGUACUGAACAAAGUGAAUCCAAUCGUCGGUGGAUUUAAGCUUCCGGCUCCAGCAAAGUCGGGUCAAGAGCCAGGCUCGCAUGGAUCGCGACCUGUGAAGCCUGUUCCAGGCACCAGCGUGUUCUCCCACACCUCCAAUGCAGUGAGCAGCCCUGGGGACGAUGCUGACGAGGAGCUGGACCUUCUCCUGGGACUACAGAAACCUGUCGCAGGCCUUUCUUUAGCCGAGUCAGAGACUUCAAAUACCGUAGAGGACGUGUCUGCUGUCUCGGAGGAAGCUGCGUCACUGGUAGAGGAGCCGGAAGAAGAGGUGGUUGACGUGGAGCGUCAACAAACCGAAGCGGAGACUAAUAGGCACCAGCAGAAGCCUGAAGAGUCGCGGCGAAAAUCCGAGCCAGUGAAGCAGGAGCUGACCGAGGAAGAUCUGGAAGACUGGUUAGACAGCUUGAUCUCCUAAACAACCAAGAACAACUCCGAGUGUGUCCGAAAAGCAAUUCUGGAUAUGAACAAAUGCGACUGCAUGGCUAUCGAGGAAACCUGCACGUCGGCGAGGUCCUUCAGAUCAGCGCUGGACCUCCAUCAAUAUUUCUGAUUAAAUGAAUAACCUGCUGUUAAUGUUCACUGAUGAAGGCAGAUGCCCUUCAGCAAGCGAGGCCGUUACUAACGCGUGGGUGUGAAUCCGUGCAGUCUGGAUUAUGAGCUGUGUAUCUGUAUCUGUGCAGUAAACGACAGGUGGGAUUUAUUGCAUUGAUCGCUUUAUUGUGUUUUUUGCCCUCUUCUCCCAAAUGAAACACAAUUCACCAGCGCUUCUACAUACAUACAAACGGCCAAACGGUAAUGGUUUACAAUUUUGCCUUGUUUCUGUUAAAUAGUGCGUUAUAGCCUAAUGUUCUCCGCUUUGGAUUCUCGUAUCGAUUUCCUUUAACACCAGCAGAGAUGGUACGCUUCGGCUAUUAAAAAGAAAUCAAAACGAAACAUAACAGCAGUUGUACAUUUUACUUGGAACAACUUUAACUGAAGCCGCAAAUCUAAUCUAGGUAGGUAAGUUCACCUAAAAUACAGGCUUGCUACACAUAUGAGGAGGGACAAAAUGUUUUGCAUAGUGUGUUUUUUUUUUUUUUUCCUUUUUUUCUUUUUCAUAAGGCACUUUGACUGUUGAUGAACUAAUCUAAUGGGCUCAUGGAUCUAUGUUCUGCUUUUGACAUUCUGCAUGCUGCCUUACUGUUUUAUAAGACGUUGCACGUUCUAGGUCAUAAAUGCUCAUUCUUUAGUUGAAUAACAAGAAAAAGAUGUUGUGCAUAUUUGUUCGUUCACUCAGCGUGCCUAAGGAAUACGUCACUCAAAAAUAUUUCCGCUAUUACCGAUGGGUAGGUUCCUGUUAGCAUUAUGUGAAAUAUAACGGGCCAACUGGUCCUGACCAGCAUCAUUCACUGACAGCUAUAUUGGAUAUGCUGUGUUUAUUUUUUUUUUUUUCUCUUUAUUAUUAUUAAUAUUUUUUGUAUAAGGUGUUCCUCAGGUGUGUGCUCUCACACACUCCCUUCGCAGUGCGUUUUAAUACAAACGGCAAUAAAACGUCAAUAGAACCAAUGAGGUCUUCAAAAGAUUAAAUGUCAUGUUUUGGCACCAUGUUUGUGUGCGCGUGUCUACGAUGCACAUUUGUAGCUUGAUGUCUUUAUCCUAAACAGGUGGUCAGUCUCGUGGCCCGUAGCCGUGCUUUUAAAUGAAAAGAUUCGUCAGCAGCAUGUUUUACACUAGUUUGAGUUUCUUGUUCAGGUUGGAGUUUCUAAUCGCAUUAGAGUGGGGGUAAAGGGCAGUUACAGUCCCUCUAGCCCAACUGGUCCUCGUAUUGCUUGCGGAAGCAGUCUCCAGCAGGGAAGAAGUCCCAGCACCUCUCCUGAUACAUCUUCCAU